AUGCCGAUACUCACUAACGUUGAGUUCACGAGCCUGGUGCCCGAGGGGCUGCCGAUCUCUGUGAUUGGGAUUGUCGCGACCGUCGUUAUCGGCAUCAUAUACUCCGUUCUCACGAAGGAGAGACCUAUUGCUGGAUUUCCUCUCGUCUCGCUGGAAGGACAGACGCCGCGAAACAGUUGGCUAUAUAAUGCCCGAAGGUCGGCUGGUGUACACUCCGGCCCCUUCCAAGUCAUGACCGGCACCGGACCCAAAAUCAUCCUCCCUAACCGCUACGCCGACGAGAUCCGCAGCAACCCUGCUAUCAACUUCAACAAAGCCAUGCAGAAAGAUUUCUUCACCCACUACCCUGGCUUCGAAGCAUACAGGCAGAGCCUUGUAGACGCAACCCUGAUCCCGGAUACGGUGCGCAUUAAGCUGACCCAAUCGCUAAACAUCAUCACCGAUGACCUCAUCGACGAGACUACCUCCGCGCUCCAUGACAUCUACGGCGAGGACCCAGAAUGGAAGAGUAUCGUCUUGCGUGGCUCGAUCACGGACGUCGUGGCUCGUCUCUCGUCGCGCGUGUUUCUGGGGAAGAACCUCUGUCGUGAUAAGCGGUGGCUAGAGAUCUCGAAGGCGUAUACUAUACAGUCGUUCACCGCCUCGUUUAUCCUACGCCGUAUCCCUGUGCUUCUUAGGCCUCUCGUGCACUGGUUCAUUCCGCAAUGCAGAGCCUGCCGUCAAGCUGUCCGCGACGCCCACAAGCUGAUCGACCCGGAGGUGGAACGGCGUAGGGCGGCCGUCGACGAGGCGAUACGAAGCGGUGUCAAGCCGCCUAAGAUGGCCGACACGAUUGGCUGGAUGCACGAGAUCGCUAAGGGGAGGCAGGUGGACUAUGUAGCUGGACAGCUGAGUCUGACGGUGGCGGCUAUCCACACAACCACCGAGACGACGUCGAUGGCGAUGCUAAGUAUCUGCGAAUUCCCCGAGGUGAUGCCGGCGCUGAGGCAGGAGAUUAUCGAGGUUAUUGGCGAGCAUGGAUGGGCUAAGACAUCGCUAUAUAAACUCAAGCUUAUGGAUAGUUUCUUGAAGGAGUCAAUCCGGUUUAGGCCUAUGGCGGCGACCUCGAUGAACCGCUUCAUCGAAAAUGAUUUCACCCUUUCCGACGGCACCAAGCUCCCUAAAAACAGCCGCAUUAUGGUCGUGUCCGACUAUAGCAACCCAUCCGUCUACCCAAAUCCCGAGAAAUUCGACGCCGCCCGCUUCAUGAAGAUGCGCCAGCAGCCCGGUAACGAAAGCGCGUGGCAGUUAGUCACUACGAGCUCGGACCAUAUGGCCUUCGGUCACGGCCAGCACGCUUGCCCGGGUAGGUUCUUUGCCGCCAACGAGAUCAAGAUAGCGUUGUGUCACUUGCUGCUUAAGUAUGAUUGGCGGUUUGUGCCUGGGGUAGGAAGGCCCGAGGCCGAUGCGAUGGAGACAGGGGCCGCUGUUAGCUCCACGGGAGAGGUGCAGUACCGGAGAAGGGCGGCGGAGAUUGAUUUGGAUAACUUGACAAUGGAAUAG
Messenger RNA from Pseudomassariella vexata, 1542 nucleotides. RefSeq names its product cytochrome P450. Gene Ontology annotation, molecular function: iron ion binding; heme binding; monooxygenase activity. The transcript has 3 exons. The record is from RefSeq and is a predicted model, not a curated record. Lineage: Eukaryota; Fungi; Ascomycota; Sordariomycetes; Amphisphaeriales; Pseudomassariaceae. Bases 1 to 1542 code for a protein of 513 amino acids.